AAACAAAGUUGUAGGAUGGGAAAUGUCUGGGGAAGAAGAUUACAUCAGUUUGUUCUUUCACAAACUUAACCAAAUUGUACAUAUUCCUCCAAACUUCAAAACCCAUUCUUUUUCUUUCCCUUUUUUUAAUUACUGUUUGCCGUCUCCGUUUCCUCGUCGUUUGUUUUCCCGGUGCCGGCCACUUUCUCUCCCUUCUUUUUCGACCCCUCGCCGGAUUCCGUUUCCUGGAAUUUUAUUUCCUUUCCCCGGGAAAUUGGGAUUUUGCCUUUACUUUGACUACUGUUUGAAUAUUGCUAAAUGAGCUGAUCUGAGCUAUCCAGCACGCUUUCGAGUAGUGUAAUUGCUUUGUCCUUUUCAAGCUAAUCAGAUAUGAACAGAUCAAAAGUUUAGCUUUUAUUUUAAUUUGUCUGAUAGUUCAAGGGAAAAAAAGCAAUGAAAGCGCCGGCCGCCGGAGCUGGAUCUACACCGAACGCUGCAGCUUCCAAUCCGGGUGAAGGUGUUUCGCCGGAGAAGAAGAGCAUCAACCCGGAGCUAUGGCAGGCGUGUGCCGGGCCGCUGGUGAACCUUCCGGCUGCCGGGACCCACGUUGUCUACUUCCCUCAAGGACACAGCGAACAGGUAGCAGCCUCAAUGAAGAAAGAUGUGGAUGCUCAAGUUCCGAACUACCCGAAUCUUCCCUCUAAGCUAUUAUGCCUCCUUCACAAUGUCACCUUGCAUGCAGAUCCAGAGACAGACGAAGUCUAUGCUCAGAUGACCCUCCAACCGGUUUCUUCUUUUGAUAAGGAGGCAUUACUGAGAUCAGAUCUUUCUCUUAAGUCAAAUAAGCCAAUACCAGAAUUCUUCCGUAAGACAUUGACAGCAAGUGAUACGAGCACUCAUGGAGGUUUUUCUGUUCCUCGCCGUGCUGCCGAAAAAAUCUUCCCUCCUCUUGAUUUCUCAAUGCAACCACCUGCACAAGAACUUGUGGCCAGGGAUCUGCAUGAAAAUGUCUGGAACUUCCGCCAUAUCUAUCGCGGACAACCAAAGCGCCACUUGCUUACCACGGGAUGGAGUCUAUUUGUUAAUGGAAAGAGACUCUUAGCUGGUGAUUCAGUUUUAUUCAUUAGAGAUGAAAGGCAGCAGCUUCUCUUGGGCACAAGACGUGCUAACAGGCAACCCACCAAUUUAUCCUCAUCAGUAUUGUCAAGUGAUAGCAUGCAUAUCGGCAUCCUCGCUGCAGCUGCUCAUGCUGCAGCAAACAAUAGCCCCUUUACCGUGUUCUAUAAUCCAAGGGCUAGCCCUUCCGAAUUUGUUAUUCCGUUAGCCCAGUAUUACAAAGCUGUCUACAACAAUCAAAUAACACCUGGCAUGCGCUUUCGGAUGAUGUUUGAAACUGAAGAGUCAGGAGCAAGAAGGUAUAUGGGCACAAUUACUGGAAUCAGUGAUAUUGAUCCUGUAAGAUGGAAAAACUCACAAUGGCGCAAUUUGCAGGUUGGUUGGGAUGAGUCAACUGCCGGGGAAAGACGUAGUCGAGUCUCCAUUUGGGAAAUUGAACCAGUUAUAGCUCCAUUUUUCAUCUGUCCACCUCCAUUCUUCAGAUCAAAGCGUCCUAGACAACCCGGAAUGCCAGAUGAUGGAUACUCCGACUUGGAUAAUAUAUUCAAGAGGCCAAUGCCUUGGCUGGGAAAUGAUAUAAGCAUGAAGGAUUCGCAUUCGGUUCCAGGGCUUAGCCUGGUCCAAUGGAUGAACAUGCAGCAAAAUCCUGUGCUUCCAAACUCAAUGCAGCCAAAUUUCAUGCAGUCUUUGGUUGGGUCCAGUAUGCAAAACUUUGAUGCAGCAGAUCUUUCACACCAAAUGGGUCUGUCGACACCACAAAUGCCUCAGCCAAACAACUUGCAGUUCAAUGCUAAUAGGCUAUCUCAGCAAGUGCAGCAACUUGAUCAGCUUCCGAAGCUAUCAUCUACAAUGAACUCGUUGGGAUCCAUUAUGCAGCCACAACAGCUGAAUGACAUGACUCAGCAGUUGAGGCAAAAUUUGAUUGCUCAGGCUCUACCAUCUAGUCAAGUUCAGGCUCAAAUUCUUCAGCCUCAAGCACGUCCCCAAAGUAACAAUAUCCUUCAGCAGCAGCAAACUUCUAAUCAAACGCCUCAACUCCCUCAAAAUCUUCCUCAAAACCUGCAGCAGCAGCAGCAGCAACAACAGCAUAUGGUCCCAAGUCAACCACAAAACCUAAUGCAUUCCCCGCUGCCUGAUCCAGUUAACCAACAUUUACAAGUGCCUGACAACCAGGUUCAGUUUCAGCUGUUGCAGAAGCUUCAGCAGCAGCAACAGUUGCUUUUGGCACAACAAUCUGCACUUCAGCAGCCUGAUCAACUUGCCCAACCCCAAGAUCAACAAAGGCAGCUGUUAGAUGCGUCUCAGACCUUCUCUAGGUCUGUGACAGCUAGUCAAGUGUUAGAGAUGCCUCAAAAGUCACCCACCUUGCUACGUCAAUCUAAUGUUGCCCCACAACAGAUAGCUAAAAGUAACAGCCAGGCGAAUGUUCAGUUCUCUCAGUCACCUCUGCAGUCAAAGCUUCAGCAACAACAACCUGGAGUGUUGCCUGAAGUGCCUGGCCAUGUAGAUCCCUUCCUGACCACCGCGACAAAUCAGCUGUCCAAUGCUGUUAGCAGUGUAAUGACAUGUGCUGCUGUAGCUGCACAUUCUGCGAUUACUGAUGAUAAUCCAUCGUGUUCCACUUCACCAUCUACAAACUGUCCAAGUGUUCUUCAACCAAUGAUAAACUGCGGUGUCCACAAGAGUAUUGGAUUAGAGGACAUCAUCACUCAGUCUGCUGCUACGGUCUUGAAUCCUAAUCUGUUGGAGACCAUGUCACCUAAUGCUAAUAUAGUUAAAGAACUUCAGCAGAAGUCUGAUUUUAAACCCUUAUUGAAUAUCUCCAAGAGUCAAAACCAAGGCCUUUAUACCCCACAAAACCUUAUCAAUGGUGCUACUGCACAUGCAGAUUACCUGGACACAUCAUCUUCUACGACUUCAGUUUGCCUUUCUCAGAAUGAUGUUCAUUUGCAGCAAAACUCAUUGACUUACAACCCUCAGACAAUGUUGUUGGGAGACACAUGUCAAGACAGAAAAGUUCAGGCAGAUCCGAGAAACAGUGUUUCAUAUGGAAACAAUAUGGAUACCCAGAUUGGGAUACCCAUGAAUUCUGACCCGUUGCUGACGAAAGGCAUGAUGGGGCUGGGGAAGGGUUUUUCAAAUAACCACUCUUCAGGAGGAAUGCUUGCCAGCUAUGAGAACCCUCAAGAUUCUCGGCAAGAACUUUCAUCGUCAAUAGUUUCGCAGUCAUUCGGAGAGCCAGAUAUGACUUUUAAUACCAUUGAUUCCACUAUAAACCAUAACAGCUUCACAAGCCGUGGUGCAUGGACCCCGCCAUCACAAUUUCAGAGAAUGCGGACGUUUACUAAGGUUUACAAACGCGGGGCUGUCGGAAGAUCGAUAGAUAUAACUCGUUAUUCAGGUUAUGAUGAGCUCAAACAAGACUUGGUUCGUAGGUUUGGCAUCGAGGGUCAGCUGGAAGACCGAGGGAGAAUAGGCUGGAAGCUAGUCUACGUGGAUCACGAGAAUGAUGUUCUGCUAGUAGGAGAUGACCCUUGGGAGGAGUUCGUCAACUGUGUCCGAAGCAUCAAAAUCCUCUCCCCUCAGGAAGUCCAGCAGAUGAGUGUGGAGGGAGAUUUUGGAAACUCUGUCCUCCCUAAUAAAGCCUGUAGCAGCUCUGACAACGGAAAUGCAUAAACUAGUAUAUGGCAACAAGCUAACGACUGAUUAUUGGUUCGGAGCUCAUACGGUUUGUACAACAGGAUUCGGUUGAUUGCUUUCGAUAUGGUAUAUAUAUUCCACAUAUCCUUGAGCAGUAAAUAGCGUUCACUUCCAAAUUUUGGCUGAAGUUAAGGCCGGAAAAGAAGAGACGAUCAAUCAUAGCAGCAGGAAAAGUGUAAGAAUCCAGCUUGAGCUUCAGUAUGAUUGUGUAAGAAAUUGAUAUUCCAUUUUCCUUUUUAUCAACUUUGAAUUGACAUUAAACCAACUUAGGAUGAUUCAGUUGGUUCAGUAUUCAUUAGUAUGUACUUGGUAAGAAUUGAGGUUCGAGUCUUGGAGCAAUCCCAUUUGGCCUAUCAAAAUCUUUGAAAUGACAUUUGAUAGUUUUCCUCA
Molecule: messenger RNA, 4185 nt
Organism: Hibiscus syriacus
Lineage: Eukaryota; Viridiplantae; Streptophyta; Magnoliopsida; Malvales; Malvaceae
Product: auxin response factor 19-like
Exons: 14
Coding region: 433-3771 (1112 amino acids)
Biological process (GO): regulation of DNA-templated transcription; response to hormone
Cellular component (GO): nucleus
Molecular function (GO): protein binding; DNA binding
Source: RefSeq, a predicted model, not a curated record